UGUUGCGUUCGUUAUUGUGUCUUCGGCUCGGUUAGUGAAAGGAAAGUCUGUUCAGGCGCGGGUGUUUGGCCGCAAUUUUCAGAAGUUUUGAGAUGUUUAUAAAAAGUAAUGGCUGCCGAAUCUGAUGAUGAAAAUGAGGGACGUACUUGUAGUCCAGAAUUGAAGCGAUCCAACAUUUUGAUACUUCAAAAUAUUGGAGUAUGUUUGUUUACUUUUUAUUGCAUCUAUUUCGCAAUGUCUGCUUUGAUGCACGGAGUGUUUCAUGUUGAAUCAACAUUUGAUGGACGUCAGCCAUUCAAUUUUGUAGCCAUGUCAAACCUGGACUUUUCCACUGGCUCAGUAGAAAGCGUUGCUUGUUUCCUUGCUAUGGAGCUGACAUAUUUUUGCACCACUCUUGUGAUAUCAUUCUACCUUUUGUCUCGUGUUUGGGAUUAUGCAAUAACAAUCACCUUUGUGCACCUAAUCCUCAGUUGUGCAGUAAUGAUGGCAUUACCAACAACAUGGCAAUGGUGGUGUUCAAUUGGAAUUGGCACAUUAUGGAUGAUAACAAUGGGUGAAUGUAUUUCUUUUUUCCUAAGACGAAAAAAGGCAAGAAGAGCUAUUGGGAAUUCUCUAGUUCUGCCUAGUAGUAAUAAUUAUAAUAAAUCGUAAAGUUCAGUGUUAAAAUUCUUUGUAUCUAUAACUGUGUAUAAUAUAGUUUUAUCAAACUAUCACAAGUUUCCUUCAGUACUGCUGUAUUUAUAAAGUGCCCAGAAGCUUUUUUAAUAUGCUGCUACCAAUUAUAUGUAACAAUCAUCUAAAAUUUGGGUAUUUUCCCAAAAAAUUACCUAUUGAACGAUGAUUUAUUCUGAUCUGGUCAGGAAAACUUGUACGGCCCGCCUAGAAUUGCCAUUUUGAUUGGUGUGCGGCCCAUGAAACAACUUUUUCCAAUCUCUUUGCGUUGCAAUGCCUAUAUCCGAGCUUGUGCAAAGCAAACAACGCAUGUUACAAGAUCAAUAACCAAAAUUUAACAAGUCAAAGUACGGCCAGGGGUUUCAUCCAGUUAUUUGUAUCUGGCCCUUGCACACCCCUGCUUAACCCAUUCAAAUACCCAUCUGCGGGAUCAAAAAUUAAACUUCGCCCCCAUUAUGAAAUACAAAUUUAUCAGUCAUAUCAGUAACUGCUUUAUACUAUUUUAUUAUGUGUCUCAACUUUAAAGCCUUAACAUUUUGACAAUACAAUCAUUUGAAACUGUACUGCCAAGUAAAUUAAGAAGUAAAUGUUUUAAUUCCAAAAGUGCUAUUUUCUUGCCUCAAUAUCAUUCCUAUUUUAAUUUCUGUGUUCUUGCCAUUACCUAUAUUUACGAGUGGACAUUGUUAACUGUGACUGAAAUUGCACGUUUUAUAUUUUUUAGUUUGUGUUAUUGUAAAAAGAUGUUAAUAAAAUAAAGUGUACCUAAUUUUGA
This is a messenger RNA of Styela clava, 1444 nucleotides long. Its product is annotated as putative transmembrane protein 244. Lineage: Eukaryota; Metazoa; Chordata; Ascidiacea; Stolidobranchia; Styelidae. The record is from RefSeq and is a predicted model, not a curated record.